AUCAGCUGUUACCGGUAUAUAUUUAGUAAAAAAACGCAAAUAAACAAAUAUUAUGCGAUCACUGCCCUCCAACUAUCAAAGAUAUAACCAAAAUACGUGUUCUACUAGAAGGUUAUUGGUCCACAUUGCAAAAUGAUAAACACUGGCAAACUAGCUGGACGCACUUUAUUUAUUACAGGUGCGUCACGCGGCAUUGGCAAGGCAAUAGCAAUAAAAGCGGCUCGUGAUGGUGCAAAUAUAGUGAUAGCGGCUCGAACUACUGAAGAAAAUCCUAAACUUUCUGGAACCAUUUACACAGCUGCACAUGAGGUGGAGAAAGCUGGUGGUCGUGCACUUCCUUGUGCUGUAGAUAUACGUGAUGAAGAGCAAGUGCGUGCCGCUGUUCAUGAUGCCGUUUCGAGAUUUGGUGGAAUUGACAUUGUGGUUAAUAAUGCCUCCGCCAUUUCUUUCUCCAGUACAGCGGCCACAAGAAUAGACCAUUUUGAUAUUAUGUAUCAAACCAAUACACGUGGCGCUUUCAUCGUAUCUCAGGAGUGUUUGCCCUAUUUGAUACGAAGCGAAUAUUCACAUAUUUUAAAUAUUGCCCCGCCUUUAAACUUGGAUCCUAAAUGGCUCUCAGCUCAUUUAGGGUAUACCAUAGCAAAGUAUGGUAUGUCCAUGUGUGUACUAGGUAUGGCCUAUGAGCUAAACGCUAUGUCAGUGGCGGUAAAUGCCUUGUGGCCACGCACUUCAAUAUGCACAGAAAGAAUCAAAGCUCUUAUGGGACCAGAAUUUCUGAAGAGAACACGCAAAGUGGAUAUUAUGGCAGAUGCUGCUUAUGCAGUGCUUAUACGUGAUCCAAAAGAGUUUACUGGUCGUUUUCUAGUCGAUGAUGAAGUUUUAACUGAAGCUGGUAUAAAAGAUCUCGAUCAGUAUGCGAACGACUCUACAGUCGCAGAUGAAUUGAUGUAUGAAUCCUUCGUGGAUAUACCAAAAGAGAAAAUUGUACCUUUUAUUAAUAGAGAUAUACCGGCAUGGAAGUCUAUAUUGAAAGAAAGAAAAGCGAAAGUAAAUACACAAAAAGAAGAGAGAAAAAUCUCAGGAUUGUUUGAAAAAAUUGGACCGCUACUUUCAAAGGAACUUGUUCAAAAAACAUUAGCGAUUUAUCAAUUUCAUAUAGURGGUAAUGAAGGUGGUGUUUGGUACAUUGACCUAAAAAAUGGUGCCGGUUCUUGUGGAAAAGGCGUACCGGWAGAGGAAGCGGAUGCAACAUUUGCAAUAACAUCAGAGAAUUUUGUCGAAAUAUUUUCUGGUAAAAUGAAGCCAUCAACAGCCCUUCUUAUGGGUGAAAUGAAAAUAUCGGGAGAUUUGAGUAAAGCUCUCAAAUUGGAGAAACUUACGAAAGCACUAAGGUCAAAAAUGAGUAUAGAUAAAUUGUAGCUAUUUUUAUUUAACAACGUCUUGUUUGAAGUUUGUUCAAAUUGAAUAAAAAAGUGUAUAACAAA
Molecule: messenger RNA, 1484 nt
Organism: Bactrocera latifrons
Lineage: Eukaryota; Metazoa; Arthropoda; Insecta; Diptera; Tephritidae
Product: hydroxysteroid dehydrogenase-like protein 2
Exons: 2
Coding region: 133-1419 (428 amino acids)
Cellular component (GO): mitochondrion
Source: RefSeq, a predicted model, not a curated record